AUGACUCCUCUUUUUUUUAUUUUUUCCUUUUUCCUGUCCCUUUCAUUGGACAAACAAUUUGGCCUCACGGCCAAGCGAAUGCAACGGCCUCUGAAUGUGUACUAUAGGGACUAUUCCGCAAAUUUGUCCAAUGAGCAGCGGGAAAAAUUAAUGAAAAUAAAGCUUCAUGAUGAGCAGGAUGGCAAGCUGCAGGAAGACCUAGCGGGCGCUAUUGAUAUGAACAAAAUACAUGCCGCGGGGAGAGAACUGGGGGCUCUGCUGAAGGGGCAAACGGACUUGUCGCUGCAAAUUCCCCACGACUUGCGCGGACGCACCAGGAAAAACAAGCGAAUGUCCAUCACAUACAAUCAUGCGGAGAACGGCGCAGGGGGUGGCGACCUGAUGGAAGCCAAAGCGGACGGAGAGCAUUUUGACGUUGACACAGAAAUUGAUGUCCCCAUCGAUUUGAUGCGCGAACCCGUAGUGCUCGUUAAAAUUCCAGCAGUUGACAUUUAUGACCAAAUGGAAAUGCUACACGACGUUGGAAAGUUGAUGGAUAUAAAUAAUGAAGAUGUGUUGUACUGA
This is a messenger RNA of Plasmodium fragile, 564 nucleotides long. RefSeq lists its product as uncharacterized. The coding region runs from base 1 to 564 and encodes 187 amino acids. Lineage: Eukaryota; Apicomplexa; Aconoidasida; Haemosporida; Plasmodiidae. The record is from RefSeq and is a predicted model, not a curated record. The transcript has 4 exons.